AUGUACGAAUGCUUCGAUAAUGGUAUCUUCUUACUAUUCCUACCGGCACACGCCUCACACGUCCUCCAGCCUCUCGACGUAUCGUGUUUUUCACCUAUUAAGGCUGCCUACCGCCGGGCUAUUGAAGCUAUUGCGUUUUUAGCUGGUAGUAACGAUACAACGCCAAUCGGCAAGGCUACCUUUUUGCAAUGCUAUUACAAGGCCCGUACGGAAGGUCUUACGGAACGGAAUAUUAAGGGAGGCUGGAAGGGAUCUGGGUUGUGGCCCGUUAAUAUAGCAAAGCCUCUAAUGAGCCGCCUUCUAUUACAGACCGACCCUCCAGCCGUUCCAGAAGCCGAGGCCCUAAAAAGGCAGCUUGAGGAGGAAUCCGAUUUAUUCCGAACACCCUACAGAUCGUACGACGUUAAAGUCCUUAUUGCAAAGGUAUACGCGCCCGGCCAAGUUGAUCGGGCUGCUAGGCGGCUGUUUUGGAAGAUUGGCCGGGGCCUUGAUGCCCAAAACACUACCCUUGCAGAGGCCCAGGCUAAAAUCGCUCAAUUGGAAUAUCAAGUCUAUCGACUUAAGCCUCUAAAGAAGCAAAAAGUAGCCCAAGAUCCCAACGAGCGCUUUGCACAGAUUGAACAGAUCGUUGAGACUCGAGCAAGACUGCAACGGGUGCUAGAUCCGGCCCCAAUAGCCGCCUUAACGUCUAGUUACGAAUUUGAGAGCCUUUGCUUUGAAUGGCAGCUUGAAUAG
Molecule: messenger RNA, 735 nt
Organism: Drechmeria coniospora
Lineage: Eukaryota; Fungi; Ascomycota; Sordariomycetes; Hypocreales; Ophiocordycipitaceae
Exons: 1
Coding region: 1-735 (244 amino acids)
Molecular function (GO): nucleic acid binding
Source: RefSeq, a predicted model, not a curated record